Messenger RNA from Gongylonema pulchrum, 374 nucleotides. The record is from the annotation of a GenBank genome assembly. Lineage: Eukaryota; Metazoa; Nematoda; Chromadorea; Rhabditida; Gongylonematidae.
AUGAACUCAGAAGCACAAAAACCACCGGAUCUUCCGCUAAAAGAGGCCGAAAAGAAACAGAAAGAAGAACAAAAAAAGAUUGACAGUGCUGUGCCUCUUACCGAAGAAGAGCAAAACGAAAAGACGCAGCUGCUCACGCAAGGGCAAAGUACCUGGAGCCGUCGAGAAUUUCAACAGUUUAUCAAAGCCAAUGAGAAGUACGGUCGGCAUGAUUUGGAAAAUAUUGCUAAGGAAAUUGACAGCAAAACCCCAGUUGAGGUUGAACAGUAUGCCAAAUUAUUUUGGGAACGCCUUGACGAACUUGCCGAUCACGAGAGAAUUUUGGCCACUAUUGAAAAGGUCAGUUCAUCGUUGGGUUUUAAAUUGCGUUAACG